UCCCUCCUUCCGUCCCCGCCCUCCCUCCGGUGGCGAGACGCGGCUGCGUUUUGCGUACGCCGAGGCAAAGGCAAAGGCAGCGCCGCCGCAGCCGGACUGAGCGGCCGUCGGAGCGCAGCGCCAGCGGGCUGGAGCCGCCCGAAGCCACGGUUUUUGCCCCGCUCCCUGGGGAUAGCGACCCGCUGGUGGCCGUGUGGUGUCUUUCGCGAGCGAAGGGGAUCCGGCGGGAGCCACGAUGUCUGAGACUCUGGACCUGGAAAAGGGGUGCACAGUGGACGAGCUUCUGCAGGGCUGCAUCGAGGCCUUUGACGAUGAGGGCAAAGUUCGAGACCCCCAGCUGGUCCGCAUGUUUCUCAUGAUGCACCCCUGGUACAUCCCUUCCUCGGAGCUGGCCGCCAAGUUGCUUCAGAUUUACCAGGAGUCUCGCGGGUCAGAAAACAGCUCUCUGCAAGUCAAGACUUGCCACUUGGUCCGAUACUGGAUCUCAGCGUUCCCAGCAGAAUUCGACCUAAACCCAGAGCUGGCCGAGCAGAUCAAGGAACUGAAGGAGCUUCUGGGCCGGGAAGGGAACCAACGUCACAGCAGCCUCAUUGACAUAGAGAGCGUCCCCACCUACAAGUGGAAGAGGCAAGUCACACAGCGCCAGCCAGUGGCCCAGAAGAAGCGCAAGACAUCCCUUCUCUUUGACCACUUGGAGUCGGGGGAACUGGCCGAGCACCUCACCCACCUGGAGUACCACUCCUUCAGCAAGAUCCUGUUCCAAGACUACCACAGUUUCGUCAUGCAUGGCUGCACGGUGGACAACCCCAUCCUGGAGCGCUUCAUCACCCUCUUCAACAGCGUCUCCCAGUGGGUGCAGCUCAUGGUGCUCAGCAAGCCCACUGCCCAGCAGCGAGCCCAGGUUAUCACUCGCUUCGUCAUGGUGGCCCAGAGGCUCCUCCAGCUGCAGAAUUUCAACACCCUGAUGGCCGUGGUGGGGGGGCUCAGCCACAGCUCCAUCUCCCGCCUCAAGGAGACCCACAGUUUCGUGAGCCAGGAGACCACCAAGGUCUGGGAGUCACUGACAGAAUUGCUGACGUCCGUGGGGAACUACAGCCGUUACCGGCGGCGCUUUGCCGAGUGUGUGGGCUUUAAGUUCCCCAUCCUGGGGGUCCACCUCAAGGACCUGGUGGCCGUCCACGUGGCCCUCCCUGACUGGCUGGACCGGGCGCACAAGUGCCUCAACGGGAACAAGAUGCAGCAGCUGUUCAGCAUCCUCAGUGAGCUGGCCAUGGUUCAGAGCAUCCGCCCGCCCUUCGAGGCCAACCCCGACCUCCUCAACCUGCUCAUGGUCUCCCUGGAUCAGUACCAGACAGAAGAGGAGAUCUACCAGCUCUCUCUGCAGCGGGAGCCCCGGAACAAAUCCACGCCUUCCAGCCCCACGUCCUCCACCCCCCCACCCCAGCCCGUGGUCAUUGAGGAGUGGGCAUCAGUGCCUAAACCCAAACCGGACCAGGCGAUUGUGCGGAAGCACAUUGAGAAGAUGGUUGAGUCCGUCUUCAGGAACUUCGAUGUGGAUGGAGACGGGCACAUUUCCCAGGAAGAGUUCAAGAUCAUCCGGAAUAACUUCCCGUACCUGUGCAAAUUUGGAGACCUGGAUGAGAAUCAGGACGGCUGCAUCAGUCGGGAAGAGAUGAUCUCCUACUUCAUGAAGUCCAGCACAGAUCUCAACGGCAAGAUGGGCUUCAUCCACAGCUUCCACGAGACCACGUUCCUGCGCCCCGUGGCAUGUCGCCACUGCAAAGGCCUGAUCCUUGGACUCUACAAGCAAGGACUAAAAUGUCGGGCCUGCGGGGUGAGCUGCCACAAGCAGUGCCGGGACCUCCUCUCCGUCGAGUGCCGCAAACGCACCAAAAGCGUCAGCCUGGACGGCCCUGCCUCUCUACCUGCCCGCUCCUUCAGCUUCUCCUUGCCCCGGCCCGGGCGGGCAGCAUCUCUGCGGCAUACAGAAAUCCAGGAAGAGGACACGCAAGCGGUGGAGGACGGGGUCUUUGACGUCCACCUAUGAGGCCGAUGUCAGAGGGGGCAGCCUGGAGGGCUGGCGUGUCAGAACCAUCUCCUCCGUGGACACCCCCCCCCAAAGCCCUCAGCCGUGGCCUUCCAGUGACCUCCCCCCAACUCAAGUGGGAUUCUGUGUGUUUUCAUGGGGUGGGCUUGAGAUAUGAAGAGAGGCGGCCCACUGAGGUUUCGUCCGGAGCCCCUCCUUCUCCUUGGACACACCUUCUGGGGGGUGCUGGGGCCUCUUCCUCCGAUCGCAGGCCUUCCCGAAACGUGUGUAUAUUUGUAUCAAGAACUGGACUCAAAGGUGUAAUAAUAAUUAUAAUAAAUUUGACACUUCCUGCC
Lacerta agilis (Sand lizard) is the source of this 2382-nucleotide messenger RNA. It is a transcript of the gene RASGRP2, whose product is annotated as RAS guanyl releasing protein 2. The record is from RefSeq and is a predicted model, not a curated record. The transcript has 17 exons. Gene Ontology annotation, molecular function: calcium ion binding; guanyl-nucleotide exchange factor activity. The coding region runs from base 236 to 2047 and encodes 603 amino acids. Gene Ontology annotation, biological process: positive regulation of GTPase activity; Ras protein signal transduction. Gene Ontology annotation, cellular component: plasma membrane. NCBI's taxonomy places the organism in Eukaryota, Metazoa, Chordata, Lepidosauria, Squamata, Lacertidae.